CGUCUCUUACUAAAUGGAGAUAAAAUGUUGGACUUUUUUUUACAUUUUAAUUCACUAAAAGUUUUAUUUUUCCAUUUUCCAUUUCUCCUGUUAUGCAUAUGUAAUAGCCUAAAAAAAAUAAGUUUCACCUUCAACACAUCUUCAUUAGUUGAGCAUUAUUAUUUUCUAUUUUGCCGUAUGAUUUCAGUAAACCACGGUACGUUUGUAGUGACACGGUAGGCCUAAUGUGUUCACUUGCCAGAAAAGUCGACUACUUAGGUAGCUAGAUAAACGUAACGUUAGAGGUAGAGUUUCUAUUGGGGUUCAUUCCAGUGUUAAAGAGCGAGUAAUAAUGAAUAAUUGACUUCGAAAGAGGGGGAGAAAAAACUGGCCAGAGCCGGUUUUCUUUCUUUUCGGUUUUAUUAGAGGAUUGCCAUCAUUGAUUUGAUGCGUGAUUGAUCGCCUGUCAUGUGGCAGCCUUUGAUCUAUUCAUCCCUGAUAAACAUCAAUUCAUCUCUCCAUGGAGACACGCAUGCUCCUUACCGAUUUAGCCACUCAAAGGACAACCCCCCCCCCCCCCUGUUGUCUUAAAAAAAAAGGGAAGGAAAAAAGUUUUUAAAAUGAGGGAAAUCCUUAUCUCUUUAUUGUUUUCGAGAGAAAAUACUAGAGGGAAGAAAGAGAAAGAAAGGAAAUGGAAGAGGGAGGGGGUGGAAGUGUUUUGAGGAUCACAGAAAGGCCUAAAUCCUAAUUAAUUAGGGCACCUGAACUAGCCUACCAACAGUAACCCUGGUCUGGGUAAAAGACAAGGAGGUUUGCACUUCUUAUCCAAAUGCACACUCUCCUCUCAUCCUAUAGAACACUUUACCAAUGCAGUCCUUGUCUAUAUCCACAGGACUGUAGUAUUUACUAUCUAACAACCACUGAUAAACCAGAUGUCGAAACACAAGGUUGAGGUCUAGUGAUUUGGAUUUCGACUCUCAUCUCUUUUUCAAGCCGCUUUUAAACAAAUGUAAAUGAGUGACAGGGAUUUCCACCUCUGUGCUAAUGAGGCGCAGCCUUUGAAGUUAGGCACUAACAAGUGGAGUGAACAAAAGACCGUUAUAGAAUUUUAAAGAGAUUCUGAAAUAUGAGGUGUAAAGCGGACCGAACGGGAGGGCCGGGCAGCGAAGACUUUGAACUCGGCAGGUUUAUCAUUUUAAAUAGGCUCCAAAUGACGGGGAGUCGGCCUGGAUUGACUGGGAAGAGUAUUCAACUAGUACCUCUCUCUACAGUUCGUACGCUUCCGACACACAGUGUUGAAUAGCAGUCUUAUGCUUUAUACUCACUGUUGAGUAGCAUCUGAUUCGUCUCUUGUCUUGUAUCACAUCAACCAAAAAAAAUCUGGGUAGCAGGCUAUAGGAUCGCAUAUAGGCUGUUCCCAACAGAUCAGAUCUUACACGAAAAUUGCCAUCACCUUGACCCCUCAACAUGGCCCUAUUGAUCUGCUUGCCUGUCAUUGACCGGCUUAUACAUUAUGGCCCUUUUUAAUGGUCAAUCACAAUUUGGCAGACGGGAGUGUUUCCAUUCUGUCAUGAUCAUGACAAUUUGUUGGAAAUAACAGCACCCUCCAACCCUCCCCUUUAACAAAAGUACUGACACACACUCAGCUAAAGCAUGAUGGUCCAGUGUUUCAAUGCUAGCUAGUAGCUACUGAACCAUGCCUGGUACUCUGUAGCCUAUAAGGAAGUAGAGAGGGUGAGUCGAGGGAGUAUCGCCAUGGUAGUACCAUGGUAAUAGAGGUAUAGAGAAUGAGUACUCGAGCGACCAUCGGGAAAAGAGGUUGCUGUGAGUUAUAUUUUCACUGAGAGGGUUGACGCCAGGCUCAACCAAAACAAAUGUGGAACCCCAGGGGUACAGGACUGGACCUUUUUAGAGGAGGGCUGAACGGAGCACCACGAGGAGACAUGUCUGGACAAAUUUUAUUUGUAUUUAUUUUUCACUAGUGUUGGGGGGGUAGAAUAGAGCGACAUUUAAUAUAGGGCCUUUUACUUUCUGUGUGGGUUUGUUUGUGUGUGUGUGAGAGAACUUUUAACGGUUAUAAAUGGGGCCAUAUACAGUAUACGUAGUGUCAUGGGAAAACCAUAAGAUCUACUCCACUUAUUUCAGAUAUCCUGUCAUUUAAGAUGAGCUACGGUUUAUAUCCUACAGUGUAUUUAAGGCAGUUGGUAAGAGUGUGUAUAUCUGUCACUUUAUUUCAAGCCUCAUUUUGUCCUUGAAUAUCAGUUUCACUUGAUGGUGAUGAGGACAGGAGCGAUGUAGGAAAAAGAAAAAGAGAAGAGUGACGUUGUCUUUCAUUAAAUUGGAGGGUUGUGCGUCUCAGCCAGUCAGAGCUAGUAGUCUGGGGAGAAAAACAUCUCUUUUUCCCAGGGAUAGAGGCUUCUUCAUUAUCCGAGAGAAACGAUAAGGUUUCUUCUCUGGGCUUCAUUAGAGAAGGCCCCUAAUUAUCUGUAAACCUGAUGGAUUUGUGACAGGCCCUAACGAUUAAUGCUGACAAAUUCAGUAAGGUGUCAAGUCCGCAGCUGCCUUGAUGUAAUCAAGUUGAUAUUAUACAGUCCCCAUAGCCCCUAGUGCAGUAUCAACUCAAUUUGCUCGUGCAGGUGACAAAUGGACUUUGCUACCUGACUAAUCAUGUCGGAGGAGACAAUACCUCUUAAUGACCUCCCUAAUCCUCUGCCUUUAACGACGUAAUAAAGGCCAGACACACCGAACCAAAAUCAGCUGCGUCGUCACAUGUCGGCUACACUCCUGCAUCAAAUGGCGGUGCAAUGUUUAUGUUUCCCUUUAUAUAUUAGAAUAACCGUCAUACUCCUGUAAUUGUCUUUCUUAAUAUCCCAUAGGAUUGUUACUGUGCGUAAGAAGAAAAUUCUAGUUUUGAGAGUUUGUGAAGGUUUAUAAUGCGGGAAAUGUAGCUAAGUUUUCCAGAACAUUUUUUUGGGGGGGGCCUAUUUUUGCACAAAAUUUGGUCGGUGUAAAAUGAAAUGAUAUUAAUACGUUAAUAUGUUUAUGCAAAAUAAUUCUAGUAUGCAAAGUAUAGCUUUUAAUUUGGUAGGCGUUUUAAUUUGAUGGUACAUUUUGUAAACGUUUUGAAGCAGCACAGUGAGGGAGACACACACACACACAACACCUUUUAACGUCUUCAUGUCUAAACCACGUAUAGCCUUAGUCUUAAUGUGUGGGAAAUGUAUCUCUCCCGCUCUUGUGUUUAGGGGCAUUCUAGAAACCGGGUUUAAAAAAAAAAAAUCUCCCAGUAUAUUUGGAGUGGGUUAAGAAGCCCAGUGCCCUGGGAUUAAUGGUUUAGCAUGCCCGGGGUAGCUAAGAUUACACAACGACCUUUGUGCUCUAACUUGACGAUGCUGUUACGUGAUAUUCUGCCCUCGAAAUAAUCAGCAUGCCGAGAUUUAUGUGGCCCACUCUUAAAUCAACGGCCUGAGGAGGACCGUCUUACACAAGGUGUAUUUUUCCAUUUUAUUUCCCUGUAGUUGUCUGGCAAAAAAUAUAUUUUGGGAGCAAUCUGAAAAUGAUAUUAAUCUGGAAGCCCGGAGAACAUCAAGAUUUGUUUUUGGAGCUUACUCACCAGAGGACGAGUUUAAGGCAGGAGCAGCCGAUGAGGAACACCUGCAGGAUGACGGGCUGUCACUGAACGGGGAGGACACUGCGUACCUUUGCAACGAGGAAGAGGAUGGAGGCCAGCCGCCCAGCUACCGGGCCUCUCCACUCAGCAACGGCACCAACCCAGACGCUGGCUACGGCUCCCCGCUCAGCGAUGCCAGCGACCGGCUCACAGACUUCAAGAGCACCUCCUCCAGGGAUGGCCAUGAGAGGGAGGAAGCCCCCAUCCCCUCUGGACCGAACAAUGGCCUCUCCCUGAGGGACAGCCUGGCUCAGAUGAAAGCUGUCUAUGCAAACCUGAUCUCAGAUGCCUCCUGGUCCAGCAUUGCCAUGGACAUCAUGAAAGCCACGCCUGCUACUGCUGGCGCCAUCCCCAUCCCCACCGCCACCAGCCCCCCCACUACCACCACACACAACAACAACCACAGUGAGAACAGCAAUGCUAGCAGCCAACACCACAAUGGGAGAAGAAGUACUGCCACCACCAACCACCACACAAGCAGUGGCAGUGGCAGUGGCAGCUCUAACGGCACCGCAGCUACCUCCAUCUGUAGCAACAGUGGCACCAGCAGUGGCGGUGGUGGUGCUAGUAACGGUGGGGCUGUAGCCUAUGACUGGCACCAGGCAGCCUUGGCUAAGACCUUCCAGCAUACCCCUUACCAACUGCUGCCUGAGCCCAGCCUGUUCAGCACGGUGCAGCUCUACCGCCAGAACAACAAGCUCUACGGCUCAGUCUUCACCGGCGCCAGCAAGUUCCGCUGCAAAGACUGCAGCGGCGCCUACGACACGCUGGUAGGGCUCACGGUCCACAUGAACGAGUCGGGCCACUACCGUGACGACAACAAGGACAAGGAGGAAGAGCGGGGCAAGCGCUGGUCCAAGCCCCGCAAGCGCUCCCUGAUGGAGAUGGAGGGCAAAGAGGAUGCUCAGAAGGUGCUCAAGUGCAUGUACUGCGGCCACUCCUUCGAGUCUCUGCAGGACCUGAGCGUCCACAUGAUCAAGACCAAGCAUUACCAGAAAGUGCCCCUCAAAGAACCGAUGCCAGCCCUGGCCACUAAACUGAUGCCCUCUGCCAAAAAAAGAGCCCUCCAGGACGCCCUGGUAUCCCCAUGCUCCCCAGACUCUGUCCACGGUAACGGUGGCCACAUGCCCCAAGGGGACAUUGGGAAAGACCCCAAGUCCACAACAAACCCCUAUGUCACACCCAACAACCGCUACGGCUAUCAGAAUGGUGCCAGCUACACUUGGCAGUUUGAGGCUCGCAAGGCCCAGAUCCUGAAGUGUAUGGAGUGCGGGAGCUCCCACGAUACACUGCAGCAGCUGACUGCCCACAUGAUGGUCACGGGCCACUUCCUCAAGGUCACCAACUCCGCCUCAAAAAAGGGCAAGCAGCUAGUGUUUGACCCAGUGGUGGAGGAGAAGAUCCAAUCCAUCCCUCUGCCACCCACCACCACCAGGCUUCCUGUCCCCAGCGUCAAAUCUCAGCCUGUCUCCCCUGCACUUUCCUGCGGCUCUGACGAAAAGAGAGAACCGGAAGACGAGAGGAUGGAGGCAAAUGAACCCGGGGAGAAAAAGAUCAAAGAGGAGAAGGAAGAGCCAGGUGAGAAGACUGAGGUGAACGCUGGGUCGUAUAAGUAUCUGACAGAGGAGGACCUGGAGGAGGCUCCUAAAGGAGGUUUGGACAUCCUCAAGUCCCUGGAGAACACUGUGUCCAGUGCCAUCAGCAAGGCCCAGACGGGCACGCCCCAGUGGGGUGGUGGCUACCCCAGCAUCCACGCUGCUUACCAGCUCCAGGGCCACAUGAAGCAUGCAGCACUGCACUCCUCGGUCCAGAGUGUGCAGAUCCAGCCGGUGUUCAACAGCGGGAUCCGCGGCCUGGUGACCCAGGACUCAGGCUCAGUGAGCCACUCCCCCAGGAGCCCAGCAUCUCCGCCCUCUCUCAGGAGCAAUGUUACUGCCAUGGAAGAGCUGGUGGAGAAGGUCACAAGGAAAGCUGUUGCUGCUGCUGUGAAGAAAGAGAAAGAGGAGAAGAUGGUCAGCUUGGACCGCCACAGGCAUCCAUCCUCUAUCAAGUCGCCGUCUCCUGUACUGAAAGAGCAGAGGGACCACCAAUCAGCGCCCAAUGACCUCACUGUCGGGAAGCCCCUUGUGAGGAACAGCAGCCCUGGAAAUUUAGAGUCGGAGCUGGUCUGCAAAAAGGAGCCCAAAGAGAGCCUGGUAGACAACCACCACAGCCAUUCAAAGAACGGCCCAGAGACUCGCCAGUCACCCAUCACCAACGGCACCAACAGCUUGGGCAUCAUCACCGAUCACUCACCAGAGAGGCCUUUCAUCAAUCCCCUCAGCGCACUUCAGUCAAUCAUGAACAACCAUCUGGGCAAGGCCUCCAAGCCCAUCAGUCCCGCGGGCGACCCGCUGGCCAUGCUCUACAAGAUCAGCAACAGCGUGAUGGAGAAACCGGCCUUCAACCAGACUCAAGCCAAGCAAGCCGAGCCUAUCAACCACUACUACCAGUACGAGAACAACGACCAGCCUAUGGACCUGAGGAAGUCCAAAAACAGCAACAACAACAGCACUGUCAUCAACAGCAACAGCAGCAUAAAUGGUAACAAACCCAUAAUGUCAAGCCUGUCUCUGUCUGACAUUUCUGCUCCUCUGAGAGAGAAUGCUUUGAUGGACAUCUCAGACAUGGUGAAGAACCUUACAGGCAGGCUGACACCCAAGUCCUCCGCCCCGUCAUCCAUCUCAGAGAAGUCGGACGCAGACGGCAGUGCGUUCGAGGAUGCUCUGGAGGACCUCUCCCCGGUCCAGAAGAGGAAAGGGCGGCAGUCCAACUGGAACCCCCAGCACCUCCUCAUCCUCCAAGCUCAAUUCUGCUCUAGCCUGCGGGAGACCCCGGAGGGCCGCUACGCCAUGACGGACCUCGGCCCCCAAGAGCGGGUUCACAUCUGCAAGUUCACAGGCCUCUCCAUGACCACCAUCUCUCACUGGCUGGCCAACGUCAAGUACCAGCUCCGGCGGACUGGCGGGACCAAGUUCCUGAAGAACAUGGACUCCUGCCAGCCUGUGUUCCUCUGCGGUGACUGUGCCUCGCAGUUCAGGACUGCGUCCGCCUACAUCGGCCACCUGGAGUCUCACCUGGGCUUCAGCUUGAAGGACCUGUCCAAGCUGUCCAAUGAGCACCUACGGGAGCAGCAGGCUGCCUCCAAGGUGAUCACAGACAAAAUGACUUUCGGUAGCACCCUGGCAUCCCUGACCGCACCAGACGACGACACUGGCUCAGUUUACCAGUGCAGGCUUUGCAAUCGGACAUUCGUCAGCAAGCACGCGGUCAAACUGCACCUCAGCAAGACCCAUGGCAAGUCACCAGAAGAUCACCUGGUGUUCGUCACUGCUCUUGAGAAACUGGAGAAGUAGUUAAGAGGUCUGGAGCUGAGGGAAGAGACAGAUAAACAGACAGAAAGACGGCUGUGUAACUGACCAGAAUUUUAUUGCACUAAGAUAACAUUGUUCACAGUUACUGCACUGGGCCGAACUGAGCCGCCAGAAAUCAGUCUUAUAUUUUGUUGUGAUACUGCCUGACUGGACCAUGUCUUAUUUGAUUUGUUUUGCCAAGCUUUUUUUUAACACUUAUUUUGUAAUGUAUUUAUAUGCUAUUUGUCUGAUCUGUGCAUGUAUUUUAGUGAACCAAGGUUAAACACAAGUUUUUUUAAAAUCUUUUCAUGACAAAAAAAACGACUACUGUUUCAAUGGUGACUAAAGUGGUGACCAGAAAAUGAAUUAGGGGGAAAAGAAAACUGUACAAUACUUGAUAUGAAGAAGGUGAAAAUUCAUUGUUCACACCAAAAGAAUGGAAGAACCCCUUGAAAGACUGAAGUAGCACCUUAUAGACAUUUAACAUUUUAUUUGUAAAGAGAACAUGUUUUAAGAUAUUCUGCAUUUGUCAAAAUCUGUUUUAAUUUGAAAGAUAAAUUAUUUUCUUCUCUCGGUUCUUGUCACACUACAACAUCUUUGAUAAAGAAUGGCCUGCUCAGAAAUCUGUCAGUGUAUUACAAAAAUAAACAGAUAAUGUAAACAUUCAGAGUAAUUGAAAUGCUGCUUCCGGUUACAUAUCAAUCAGUGAAAAUGAAUGGCCGUACAGUAUGCAAGUUUGCUCAAAAAACUUCUUUUUUUUAAUGUGAAGUAUCACUUAUAGUAAUUUUCCAAUUGUAUGGUUUGUUACAAGCUCCUUUUUUAAAAUGUUGCCGCUUUGAAUUCAACCAUAAAAAGAACAGUCCUUGACAUGUAAAUGACUCGCAGUGAAAUGUCAUACUCCAUAAGACAUAUCUUGCCAUUUGCAAUAGCUCAACAUUCUUUGUACUUAAAGGUGUGUGCAUUCUUUAACUUUUAUAUCAUCAUUUUAUAUUAAAAAAAAAAAAAAAAAAAUGUGUAUAAAGAUAUAUACUGUAGAUCCACAAAAAUGUCAUUUUUUAAGAAAUAAGAAUUUAGCUUCUUUGGCUUGGUUUACAGAAAUGAUUUUAAUUAUACUUGCAUCCAAUUUGAUGCAUGAUAUGGUGUGAAAAAUAAUUAAGCGAUGCACAAUGACUAUACAUUUCAAUGUUUUAUCAAUGAUAUUGUAAAAAAAAAAAAUAUUUCUAGCACCGAUUAGUUUGUUUCAUUUAGUUUUUUUCUCAAUUGUAAAAUAAAUCUCAACGCAGUUCUUGUUAACAGUCA
Messenger RNA from Salmo salar (Atlantic salmon), 8340 nucleotides. RefSeq names its product teashirt homolog 1. Gene Ontology annotation, cellular component: nucleus. Gene Ontology annotation, biological process: regulation of transcription by RNA polymerase II. The record is from RefSeq and is a predicted model, not a curated record. NCBI's taxonomy places the organism in Eukaryota, Metazoa, Chordata, Actinopteri, Salmoniformes, Salmonidae. Gene Ontology annotation, molecular function: DNA binding; DNA-binding transcription factor activity, RNA polymerase II-specific.